GUGUAGCAGCGUGCAACUCAGCUGAGUGUGUGUGUGUGUCAGAGUGCGCCUCACAUGGAGUGUAAUUAAACUCAGCGAGGAACUAAAGAAGAAGAGAGGAAGGAGGAGCAGGAGGGGACACAGUCUAAAGUUAGUGAAGAGGGGAGAAGAAGAAGAAGAAGAAGAAGAAGAGGGAGAGGGAGGAGGAGGAAGACAGAGGAAUGAAAAGCUGAAGAACAAACAAAAGGUGGACACUGAGAGACAGUCCAAGGAGCACUGGACGACACUGCACUGAUACUACUGCUGCUGACAGCAACACUGCUGAGUGGGAGACGUGGAGAGGAAUGCUGGGAAGGAUUAUCUCUCCCUCAGGACUCAACACUAAUCUCUCUCUCUACACACACACACACAAACACACCUUGUGUAUCUUGUAAAAGACCUUUGGCAUGUGGAUUACUGACUUUGUGGCCUCUGCAGGGUAGCCAUGUUUGAAGUCCUAGAGUGGUUUAAACGUAGUAAUCAUUCAUUGUAGAGUGUAAUACUUGUAAGAAUGGCAGUUUGAGUGUAGUACUUUCAUAAUAUACUCUCUUUAAACAUAAUUCCUCAAAGUAUAUCAUGCUAUUGUAUACUGAUGUUGUGUUAUGUUGUUGCUGUAGCUGCAGCAGAGUACAUUUAAUUUAGCAGUUUAGCAGUUUUAAAGUAGAGUCCAGUGUUUUGAAGUUUCUGGAGCAUAGGGAGUCCUGUUCAUAUGACAGCUUCGGAGGAGUUCUUUAAAGGUCCCAUAUUCUACUAAUUUUUAGUUUCAUAUUUGUAUUCUGGGUUUGUACUAGAACAUAUUUUCAUGCUUUAAUGAUCAAAAAUCACAUUAAUUCUUUCAAACUAUCUACCUGAAUAUACCUGUAUUCACCUGCUGUCUAAAACGCUUUACCGCCGGUCUCUUUAAGCCCCCUCCUAAGAAAUAGACCAGUCUGCUCUGAUUGGUCUGCGGGUGUUCCUCAUCUGCUGGGGUCUUUGCGCUGUCAUUGCAAACUGGGGAACGACUGUAACCGCACUGCAGCAGCCGUUUCUACCUUUAUUCAGUAAAGCUGUGACAUCACAACUUCAACAGAACUCCUGGCGGCUUGUUUUAAAGGCACAGGUUCUAAAUACAGAUUUCUCAGAGGACUGAUUGUGAAUCUUUUUACAGUAUUCAUAUCACACCUACACCUGCUUUAUCAUAAAAAAGACAUGGAAAUCUGGCUUUUCAGAAUAUGGGACCUUUAAAUGUAAUGGUUUUAGUAAUGCACGCCGGUGUGGGCCCUUGGUUGUAGUUCUUUGAGUAGACACAAUCAUGGAUCUAGGUCAUAUUCCUACUAUGAUAGCUUUAUGACGGCAGUAAAGCAAUUUGGUACUGAGAGCCUUGUGUCUAACCAGAGUCCCAUUCAUGGUCGUCACAUUUGUAAGGAAGAUUUAAUUGGCAGCUUAGUGGUUUCCUAGAAAGCCUCAACAAUCUGCGGUCGGACUGCCUCUCUACAUGGAAUUCAUUUGAACUCCUUUGGGAAUAUUUGGAAUACCUAAAGAAACAUUUGGAGUCCUUCUUUGGGAUUGCUUGGACUACACGGGAGAUUCAGGACCAAAGUAAUAUAUGGACUUUUCUUUUGAGGAAUAUUGCGAACUUUGCAAGAACUACCCAGAAUUACAGUAGUUACAGCUCAUCCUGCCAAAAUGUUACAGGUCCAGAGACCAGAGUAUUGGAGUGUUUGGAACAUAGUGCAGUCCUGUUAAUAUGACCACUUAAGAGGAGUUCUUCAAAUGAACUGUAGUGAUGUACCCUGGUGCAGCCCUUUGGCUAUAGUUCUUUGAGUACACACAAUCAGUCUUUGUCUCGUGGUUGAGCAACUGGUGCACCUUUCUUAGAAAGCCUUAAGAACCGUCUCCUGCACAUGGUAUUCAUUUCCAUAAAGGAACGUUCGGAGUCUUCUGUUAGGACUGAAGUCCUUUAUGGUCUUUCUUUCAAAGAGUAUUGCAAAUGUUGCAUUGACUGCCCAGAAUUACAGCUCACCCUGCCAAAAUGUUACAGAGGUUAGGGUGAGGACCUGAACGAAUUGUCCGUCAUGGAUUCCGACCUGGGAGCAGACACUGAUCUGGGACACGAGGCUGGACUUGAAGCCUGUGGUGGUGCCUCUGAACAACAAAUGGAAGAGACAGAAAGAGAGGGGCUGCUAAACGUGAAAGAAGGUGAUGGAGAAUUCAGCUCUGCAUCCUCCUCCUCUAAUUCCUCCCUGCCUUCCUCCUCCACCCUCCCGGCAUUCCAAAUCUGUGUGGAAGAAGAGAAGGAAAUGCUGACCGGCUGCUCCAAGUCUUUAUCCGGGCUCAAGCUCUUCACAAGGAGGAAAGCGAUUGCCAAGUCUGGCCUGCACCAUCUACCCUGUCAACCUGGCACAUCAUCCCUGACCAAGACUGACCCGGAGGCAAAUAUCCGCAGCACCGUGGACUGGACUGAGACGGCUGUGUAUGGAGAUCAUAUCUGGUAUGAGACAAAUGUGUCGGGAGACUACUGUUAUGUGGGAGAACAGCACUGUAUUGCCAGAGCACAGCAAAAGUCUUUCAGCCGAAAGAAGUGUGCCGCCUGUAAGAUCGUCGCCCACACCAUCUGUAUAGAACAACUGGAGAAGUUUCCCAGCUCUAGAGCCAUUCUGUUGGAUGCCACCCUGCCCCUCAAUGACCCCAACUUUAGAAUUAACUUUAGGUGUAAACCAUCUUUCAGAGAAUCAGGCUCGAGGAACAUCCGAGAGCCCAUCGUGGUGCGUCAUCACUGGGUGCAUCGAAGGCGGCAAGAAGGAAAAUGUAAACAAUGUGGGAAGGGCUUCCAGCAGAAGUUUACUUUCCACAGUAAGGAGAUUGUGGCCAUCAGCUGCUCCUGGUGCAAGCAGGCUUACCACAACAAGGUGUCCUGCUUCAUGCUGCAGCAAAUUGAAGAGGCUUGUCCAAUAGGAGCUCAUGCUGCCCUUAUAGUUCCGCCCACAUGGAUCAUCCGAGUCCGACGCCAUCAGUCAUCUAUGAAGUCGAGUAAGAAGAAGAAGAGAACAUCAUUCAAGAGGAAAAGCAGCAAGAAAGGAGCAGAGGAAGGACGACAGUGGAAGCCAUUUAUAAUCAGACCCAUUCCUUCACCACUGAUGAAACCACUGCUGGUGUUUGUCAACCCCAAGAGUGGAGGAAACCAGGGCACCAAGAUCCUGCAGUCCUUCAUGUGGUAUCUGAACCCCAGACAGGUGUUUGACCUGAGCCAGGGAGGACCAAAGGAAGGCCUGGAGCUGUAUCGUAAAGUCCAUAACCUGAGGAUCCUGGCCUGUGGAGGAGACGGCACGGUGGGCUGGAUCCUGUCCUGUCUCGAUGAACUUGCAUUAAACCCUCAACCUCCGGUUGCCGUGUUACCACUUGGGACAGGAAAUGACCUUGCCAGGACCCUUAACUGGGGAGGGGGCUAUACAGACGAACCUCUGUCCAAGAUCCUGUCCCAUGUUGAGGAUGGAGCUGUCGUCCAGCUAGACAGAUGGAACCUGCAGGUUGAACCAAACCAAAGCGCAGGGGCUGAACUGGACGAACAACAAACUGAUAAGCUUCCUCUAGAUGUUUUCAACAAUUACUUCAGUCUUGGAUUUGACGCCCAUGUGACUCUAGAGUUCCACGAGUCAAGAGAGGCCAACCCAGAGAAGUUUAACAGUCGUUUUAGGAAUAAGAUGUUCUAUGCUGGGACAGCGUUCUCAGAUUUCCUGAUGGGAAGCUCCAAAGACCUGUCUAAGCACAUCAAAGUGGUGUGUGACGGGACAGAUUUAACAUCAAAGGUUCAGGACUUGAAGCUGCAGUGUCUGGUCUUUCUCAACAUCCCCAGAUACUGUGCCGGCACUACACCUUGGGGAAACCCCAGUGACCAUCACGACUUUGAGCCUCAACGCCAUGAUGAUGGAUACAUUGAGGUUAUUGGAUUCACCAUGACCUCACUGGCUACGCUGCAGGUUGGAGGUCAUGGCGAAAGGUUGAACCAGUGCAGAGAAGUGACCCUCACCACUACAAAGCCUCUCCCAGUACAGGUGGACGGUGAACCGUGCAGACUGGCUCCCUCUGUCAUCCACAUCAGCCUCAGAAACCAGGCAAACAUGGUGCAGAAAACCAAACGGCGGACGUCGCUGCCACACCUCAAUGAUCAGCAGCCAGUCCCAGAGAGGCUGAGGAUCAGGGUCAGCAGGAUCAGCAUGACCGACUACGAGGCUCUACACUAUGACAAGGACAAACUACGGCAAGCAUCCAUUCCUCUGGGACUGAUCGUGGUUUCUGGUGACAGCGACUUAGAAACCUGCAGAGAACACAUCCAGCGGCUGCAGGAGGAGGAGGCCGCCAAGAGUCUUUCCUCACAAAGAUUAUCUCCAAAGUGGUGUUUCCUUGACUCUACAACAGCAGAUCGUUUCUACAGGAUAGACAGAGCACAGGAACAUCUCAACUACGUAUCCGAAAUCUCCCAAGAAGAGAUCUUCAUCCUGGACCCUGAACUGGUUUUGAUGGCAACAGUUGCCACCUCCCCGACUGCCAUGCCUGACCUGGUUAACCCCGCCUCCAGCCUGGUAAACAGCAGGGACAGUUCCUCUGAUCAGACCUCCAACCAGGUGUUUGUUUACCCUGUGGACCCUUCCUCUCCGUCACCUUCGUCCUCUGUGCCCAGUUCUUCUCAGAGGCAGCGAGUGAACAGUGACAGCUCUGCUAGUGACGCUUUAGCACACGAUGCAGCACCUGUGACCAGCAAACUCAUCAGGGCGGGGUGCAUCCAUCGUUCCAACACCACAGCUGCUGAUUUCAAACCAAAGCUGAGACAGGAAAAGAGCCAAAAGACAAGUGAAACAGAAGGGGAGCGAGAAAAAGAAAUGCUGAUCGAGUGUGUGAAGAACAAGGACGUGAAGAAGCUGCAGGAGCUGCACCUGAAGGGGGCGGACCUCACAGCGCUGGACUCAUCAGGCUGCAGUUUGCUGCACCAUGCUGUCGCUACAGGAAGCAAAGACAUGGUCCGCUACAUCCUUGACAAUGCUCCGAGUGACCUGCUCGAUGUCACAGAGAAACUACACGGCGAGACGGUUCUUCAUCGAGCUGCAUCUCUGUGUCACAGGACCAUCUGUCAUUAUCUGGUCGAAGCAGGAGCCUCACUGAUGAAAACAGACCUACAGGGUGAUACUCCCAAGAACAGGGCUGAGAAAGCCAAUGACUCUGAACUGGCAGCCUAUUUGGAGAACAGACAGCAUUACCAGAUGAUACAGAGAGAGGACCAGGAAACGGCCGUCUGAAACUGCCGAACUCUUUCUGGGAAGGACGUGGGUGAAGACGCCGCUGUCUUCGUCCUCAUCGUCGCGAGUCUGACAGCAGCACAUUGAGGCCUGUGUGACGGGGAGGACUGGUACACGGAUUCCGGCGCGUGCUUUCAAGGAAUGACACGCGUCAGCAGAGUGCAGACUGAGAGUGAAGCUGUGCCAAAUCUGAUCACAACAUGCACUGAUGGUAAAGACAGCUGAAGCCUAUGUUAAUGAGGGAUAAACAGGAACAUUAUGAGAUGUAUAUGAAGCCAUUCCAUUUUAUUUUGAGUCGCUCAGUAAUAAAAAGUGUUUGUGAAGCCAAAACAAUAGAAACAGCUGCGGGAUGAUCCGAAUCUUGUUCUUGACUUUGAGAAGCAUUUUGGGAUCAAACUAAAAGUGAUCAUCGGCCAUAAAUCAGAUUUAAUGCAAUGUUUGUUAUUAUGUUUAUUAUCAGAGAGUAAAUUGAGUCUGUCAUGGCUUAAGAAAACGAGGAACUACGGAGCAAAAGUUCGCCUCACCAAAAUUUCAGAUGUUUUAUGUAGGUGAGAUUAUGAAAUAUUGUGUGUGCGUAGUAUUGUCAUUUUGGCCUGAAGAUGGCGUUAGGUUAAUGUUGAUUGAACGUCCAAUAAAGAAAACCUCUGGGGAAAAAUUUGGGCUCAGUGGAGCCGUUAGGAUUCAUUCUCUUGGGACCAUGAGAGCUAAUUUCAUCAAAAUCAGACCAUUAGUUUUUAGAAUACGAUUAUUCAUGGCAAUCUAGUUGUUCUUGUUUGGACCAAAGUGCUGGACUGAUUGACCAACCGAGCCAUUUACCAUCAAGAACAGUGACACCCCUGUUUGUUCACUGGGAUGAAGCUCUGUGAUUAUUUUGCUGACUCUAAAUGCCAUCAUCAGUUAUGUUGUGAACCGGCUUCGGUUGGUCUUACCUCACCCAUUUGACUUUAUCAGUUUGUUGUACAUAGUGUAUUUUGUUGACUUAUAUCAACAUAUUCUAGAGAUAAUUAUUAUUUAUGUCGGGAAGUAAUCAAAGUAAUGUUUUUCUGGUGCCUGUGCUGAACGAUUGGAUGUCUGAGGUGAAUUCAUGGUCCAGUGUGUAGGAUUUAUGGGGAUAAAUUGGCCAAAUUUAAAAUGCUUAUUUUCUUUAGUGUAUCAUCCCCUGAAAAUAAAAUGGUUGUGUUUUCAUUA
This is a messenger RNA of Epinephelus fuscoguttatus (brown-marbled grouper), 6476 nucleotides long. Its product is annotated as diacylglycerol kinase zeta-like. Gene Ontology annotation, cellular component: nucleus. The coding region runs from base 2073 to 5288 and encodes 1071 amino acids. Gene Ontology annotation, molecular function: ATP-dependent diacylglycerol kinase activity; protein binding. NCBI's taxonomy places the organism in Eukaryota, Metazoa, Chordata, Actinopteri, Perciformes, Serranidae. The transcript is spliced from 36 exons. The record is from RefSeq and is a predicted model, not a curated record. Gene Ontology annotation, biological process: lipid phosphorylation; intracellular signal transduction; diacylglycerol metabolic process.